AUGCCACUUCCGCUGUCAUCUGAUUUUUUUUUAAAUUCAGAUCUGCACCAAGGUCUUGAGGUCUGCACCAAGGUACAAAAAUAUUUCAAUCUGAAGGGAUGGAUUUGUGUCUCGGUGGAUUUCGAUGUUGCAAGGCUAACAAAGGCAAUCAUUGAGUCUGUGACAGGGGAACCAUGCAGUCUUAUGGAACUAAGCACGCUUCAAGAGCAUCUUAAGAUGAAAGUGGAGGGAAAGCGAGUGUUGCUUGUGCUCGAUGAUAUGUGGAACGAGCAACAGAGUCGCUGGGAUUCCUUGAAACUCCCCUUUGUUGGUGCAGAAGCAGUAGGAUUUAUCAUGACCACAAGAAAUGAUCCGGUUGCUAAGAUCAUGCAGACGUGGCCUUCUUUUCAUCUUGGCUACUUGCCUGAUGAUCCUUGUUGGCUGCUGUUCCAGCGUGUGGUAUUUGGUGGUCCAGUUACUAAUGAGAAAUCAAAUUUGGUGGGCAUUGGCAGGCAGAUUGUCAAGAAGCUAGUGUCAUGGCUUGCCGUUGGCCGUGAAGGUAAUGGGAGGCCUUCUACGACACUGGAUCUCACAUCUUCAACCGACCUUGAACAUCUAUGUGUAAAUGACUGUGUUGUGCUAGAUCCUCAGACAGUCGAGUGGCUGCCAUCAUCACUUCAAUCCCUGAUACCUGUUUUCUGUAAGUUUCCAGAUUCCCUUCGCUUGGACCAGAACCUCUCUCUAUUGCCAAACAAGCAACUGCCAUCCUCGCUUGAGUCAUUGUCAGUUAAUGGCUGCGAGAUCCCUAAGAAUAAGUCAUUGUCACGACUUAUCCUCAUUGUUGCAUCAGAACCUAUCUUCAUUCAAGGAGUUUCAGAUAGUGGAUUGCCCCAGGCUCAGAACCGUGCCAGGGCCGAAUAA
Messenger RNA from Phoenix dactylifera (date palm), 900 nucleotides. Lineage: Eukaryota; Viridiplantae; Streptophyta; Magnoliopsida; Arecales; Arecaceae. The record is from RefSeq and is a predicted model, not a curated record.